This is a messenger RNA of Vidua chalybeata, 3201 nucleotides long. RefSeq names its product alpha tocopherol transfer protein (gene TTPA). The record is from RefSeq and is a predicted model, not a curated record. Gene Ontology annotation, cellular component: membrane. NCBI's taxonomy places the organism in Eukaryota, Metazoa, Chordata, Aves, Passeriformes, Viduidae. Bases 60 to 887 code for a protein of 275 amino acids. Gene Ontology annotation, molecular function: phosphatidylinositol bisphosphate binding. The transcript has 5 exons.
CGGCUCCCUCUCAAUGGGACGGGGCCGGCGGCGGGGCUGAGCUCGGCCGUGCCGCGGGCAUGUCGCAGGCUCCGCCGGGCGCGGGGCAGCUCAAUGACCUGCCCGACCACUCUCCGCAGGUGCGCGGCGCCGUGUCCGAGCUGCGGCGGCGGGCGGAGGCAGAGCCCGGCCAGCGCUGGCCGCAGCCCCUCUCCGAUGCCUUCCUGGUGCGGUUCCUGCGCGCCCGAGAUUUCCACCUGGACCUGGCCUGGAGGUUAUUGAAGAAUUAUCAGAAAUGGAGAAUUGAAUGCCCAGAAAUAAGUGCAGAUUUACAACCAUCUUCUGUUCUUGGUCUUUUGCAAGCUGGCUAUCAUGGAGUCCUAAGGUCAAGAGACCCACAUGGAAGCAAAGUUCUAAUAUACAGAAUUGGACAAUGGGAUCCCAGUUUAUUUACAGCAUAUGAUGUGUUUCGUGUAAGUCUCAUCACAUCUGAACUCAUUGUAAAGGAGAUCGAGACUCAGCAAAAUGGAGUCAAGGCCAUCUUUGACCUUCGAGGGUGGAGAUUUGCUCAUGCUUUUCAAAUCAGUCCAGCAGUGGCCAAGAAUAUGGCUGCUGUUCUCACAGAUUCCUUUCCACUGAAAGUUCGAGGUAUCCACUUGAUUAAUGAGCCUUUAUUCUUCCACCCAGUCUUCGCUCUAAUUAAGCCUUUUCUCACUGAAAAAAUAAAGCAACGGGUGUACAUGCAUGGAAAUAACUACUUGCAGAGUCUGACCGAACACUUCCCCGUCAGCAUUCUCCCACAGGAAUAUGGUGGGGAGGAAGUCUCCAUUGAAGAGCUGGCCAAGGAAUGGACUGACUUCAUAAUGGCAUCUUCAGAUUAUCUUCAGAGCAUAUCUCUGGUUGCCUAGGUAUAACCUUAAUAAAGUAUUUUAUCAAUUCUUGAGCACUGGAAUUGGAAAUAAGUUUAAUAUGAAAAUUUCCAUUGUGAAUGAAAUAAGUAUGUCUUUGCAGGGCACUCACUGAAUGUUAUAUUGGCUGCACUUUUAUACUAACUGGAGUCUAUCAGUUUGCAUGUCUGAAGAGAUUCAUGAAUUUUGCAUGUUUGUCGCACUGUUUCUAAUUGAGCAACUUGUAUGCCAGAUAGCUGAAGAGUGCACUGGAUAUCAGAUUGAUACUGCUGCUGUUAGGUCUUUGGAGACAACUCAUCUGUAAUAAUGUAGUCCAGAACCUUACACUUAGCUCUUGGCUUGUCAAGACAAUACAAAACAAAGAAUAGACUGUGAAUAGGGUAGUUUGUUGCAGAAAUAAGACUACAGGGCUAAUUUACAAAGUGUGAAGAGGCUGCUUUUUGGAUUGAUUCUCAGGGAAAAUGCCAUUUUGUUAGCUUGUAUCAAAUUGAAAAUUAGUAAUCAAUAGUGAGACAUUUGUCUUACUUGUGCUGCUUGUGCAGUUUCCCUUCUUAUCCUAAUUAACAGAGUAAUCUUCAAGUUUUAUAGAAAAACACCAUGUGCGUAUUUUUCAAAGAACAGUGUGAAUCAGGGGGAGGAAGUGGUAGAAGAGUCAUAACAACCUUGAAAAUUCUUAUUUUCUUUCUUCAAAGUGAUACUGUCUAUGGACAACUAUAAGCAACUCAGAUUAUUAUCCUUUAAUCCCUAGUGUAGAGGACUACAGAGAUAAAAAGUUUUCAGCUGUUUGCAUUAUCUGUUAGUUUCUGGGGGUAAAAGUAGGUUAUCCUUUGAGGACCUGAACUUUAGAAAUAGCUGUUGUAUGUUUUAAGGGUGCUUUGAGGUCACUUUGGACCUCUGCAUAGGAGAUGCUUGGUAUUGUCAUUUUAUUUUCGGUACAGUAACUGUUCUUAAUUCUGUUUCGUUUUUGCACAAGCACUAUGUAUUUAAGCAUUCCAUAUAAAUUUUCCUAUGAAUAAAUCUAUAAAAAAUGCUUCUAUCUCAGGUAGCUAGAAAUUAUAACUUCAGUUAUUUUGUAAUCUUUAGAACAUUGGAAUGGUAUAUAGGCAUAGGGAACAGAAAUGAAAGUAUCCUAUUAUAUUAGAAAUGCCUUACUUUAGAUUAUGAUUAGUAAGGCAUUAUUGCAAGAGUCAUUGGAAACUAUUCUUUAUUAGCAAGAGGAACAUCUAUGAAAGACCCCUUAGAGUACUUAUUGGUUGUAGUUUCUUCUGCUGUGGUAAGAUCAAUGCCAGAAAUUCUUUCAAAACUGACAACCUCUUUUUUUUUUUUUUUCCUUUCAAAUUUCCUGAAGUGCCUUUUUCAUUUUUCUCUUUCAAAAUAUUUUUGUAUGGGGCCUAAAUUUAAAUAAACCUUAUUCAGAUAUAAGAUUAUAUGAAAAUGUAUUUCAUAUAUAUUUCUUUUUCUCAGAUUUUGUGAUACUAUUUUGUGAUACACUGUUUUGUGAUACAAAAGCUCCUUCAAUAGAGGAGUUCAAUGAACUGCAAAUUCUUCUUUAUAAGAAAUUAGACUAAGUAGUCAGGUAUCUGGCAAUUGUUCAAGUGUGUAACUCAAGUUCCAAGUAAUUUACCAGGUGGAGAACCGAACCUAUUGUCUUAAUAUUACAGUCCUUCAGUUUUAAUCUGUGAAUGUAAACUGCACAAAGGAAUGAACCAUGUUUCAGUGAACAAGAAAAUUUAAACUUUUCCUAUGAAUCAAUCUUUGAUUGCUACUGGUUUAUGUAGGAGCAACCUCAUUUGAUUGCUUAUGUAUAUGCAUAUUUAGCUGGGGCUUUUUAAUCUUUAUUUGGAUUUCACCAGCUCUAUGAAUAUAAAGUCCUAAAUGUCUUCAAAAAUACCCUGAUCCUGUUAUUAAGUUGUAGAGUGUUUGCAUAACUCAGCAGUUAGAGCGCUGAGUGCAGUUAUUUUUUCCUGAACUGUUAAUUAUUUUUAAUGUUUACAUAUUAUAUAGGAGGUGGGAACUCUUAAUUGCCAUUGCUGAUAUAAUAAGAACGCAAUAUAAUUGGAACAUUUACAUAAUGAAUAGUGGAGAUAUUGGUAUGAUGUGCGGUCAUGUUGCAGCUUUGAGCAGCAGCCAACAAAACAAAGUGCGUUAUUCUUUAUAAACAUCGGGAGUGCCUCUAAAAAGAAUAAAGUUCUUGUUAAAAGGUACAAAUACUUACUACUGACUGUAAGCACGAUUUAAUGCGCAAUUUUUAAUUUUUCCCUCUUUUUAAAAUGCAUGAACAUAUGUUUUAAUUAAUAAACCCUUUCUGGUUGAA